Daktulosphaira vitifoliae (grape phylloxera) is the source of this 1621-nucleotide messenger RNA. RefSeq names its product mitochondrial fission regulator 1-like. Lineage: Eukaryota; Metazoa; Arthropoda; Insecta; Hemiptera; Phylloxeridae. The record is from RefSeq and is a predicted model, not a curated record. The coding region runs from base 621 to 1487 and encodes 288 amino acids. The transcript is spliced from 10 exons.
AGAGGAAUUCUAACCAAUUGCACAAAGUGACAUGUUAUGUAUAUUAUUAUAAAGAAGGAGACAAAUGGAAGACGAGCAAACAGUUGUCUUUAUAAAUGAAACAUUUGCAUUAUUUAAGAGAAUUGAUUAUAAUAUGAGCGAAGACGAGAUUGUAAGGAAUGUUAUGAAAGGAUUAAAACCCAACAUUACUAGAUACAUAGGUAUUCUUGAAAAUCGUAAUUUGGAUGAACUAAAAAAGAACAUACAAAAAUAUGAAAUGAUGCACGAUGUCCCACGACUCAUGCCACCAUUAUGAGUCCUCGCCCUAAUAUGAGUAUUUGACAGCGUGCCAUAAACCAUAGUACAAAGUCCAGCAAGUGCCACUCGGCCAAAGACGCCCCGCCGCAAAUGAUACGUUGAGUCUAACAGACAACAUCGAGGAUGUACGCCACCGGUUUGGGACUGGCGCACAAUUGCCAUCAACGCUGCUAACUUGUUGAUGACCGAUGAUCAUGCCGGACACCGCGUCGACAACCACAGUAAAAGUGCCACCAAAUUAUGUGAAGAUUAUUAUUAAUAGUGUUCGUCAUUUCGGUUUUUUUGUUUUUUAAUAAUCUGAAUAAUAAACCGCUCACGGGUCCAUGCCCUCAAAACCAGGAUCGACUACCUUAUUACGAUGCAAAAAGAGUGGAUGUUUUCUUACUAUAUGGCAUUUUAUAACAAGAAAAAAAAAUACAAAGGAUAAAAUAAGUAUACAGGCCUUGAAGGAAACGCAAAAAUCAGAACAUUUUACAGAUCUAAAACUCAAUGAAAAAAAACAAUUAGCUAUUGAAUCUACGGAUGCCAUAUUUGAUAAAAAAUUAGAUAACACAACAUUACCUGCACAAAUCAUCCGUCCGGCAGAACAAGAUGAGAUUAAAAAUAUUAUGGAAAAUGGAGAUGCAACAUCUCAGCGAUUAACGAAACUCGAAGAAUUAGUACAUAGUUUAACAUUAGAAAUGGUUAAAAUAAAUAAUGCUUCUCAUUAUGAUGAAAAAAAAGGCAAAAAAAAAUCUAAAGGAAAAAAAGGUUAUAAAAUAUUUGAUUUAAACUCGCAAAGAAUAAUGAAACUUGAAGAUGAUUUUCAAUUUAUAAAAUCGGAAUUAAUGGAGCUGAAGGAAUCUUUUAAUAGUUAUGUAAUAAAGAAUGAAACAAAAAGCCAUAUUCCACCACCACCACCGCCGCCGCCACCACCACCACCUUUUCCAUUCAUAGCACCAAUGCCUCCAUUAAUUUUUAAACAUAAAGGUAAUGGUGAUGAUGUAAGACUAGAAAAGGAUACCGAGACCAAAAUUAAAAAAAUAUUAAAGCCAGGAAAUAUGCACAAUGCAGAUUUAAUAAGAGAAUUAAAAAACGGUGUGACAUUAAAAAAAGUUAAACGUUUAGAAAUAAAAAAGCCUCAAGAGGAAGACAGUGAGCUCGCCAAAAUAUUUUCUAAAAGGAGGAUUAAAGAAACUGUCCAGUUAUAACAGUUUAGUUGCACAAAGAACUUCCUAAUAUUUUUUCAUUUUGACAUUAAAGUCUCUGUUAACAAUAAUUUUAAGUAAUGAUUAAUUUUCUUUAUUUUGAGUAUACUAACUGUUAAGGCUUCUCAAUUGUAAUA